Messenger RNA from Dermacentor andersoni, 2727 nucleotides. RefSeq lists its product as uncharacterized. Lineage: Eukaryota; Metazoa; Arthropoda; Arachnida; Ixodida; Ixodidae. Gene Ontology annotation, molecular function: 7-dehydrocholesterol reductase activity. Gene Ontology annotation, biological process: cholesterol biosynthetic process; brassinosteroid biosynthetic process. The record is from RefSeq and is a predicted model, not a curated record. Gene Ontology annotation, cellular component: endoplasmic reticulum membrane.
GGAAAAGAUAACGCAUAGAUCACAGGUUUAUUAAGCAAAUACAGAAUGGGAAUUACGAAAGCAACAUUAAUUCUAAGUUUCGUGUGCUUCACUAGCAACAAGAGCGGGGAGUUGUUUCCCUCGUGUCCUUGUUAUCGGCAGCUCUUAUCUUAGAAAAACAGCGGUGCUUGGAAGGUCUCAGAACCCAGCGCUGCACUUUGCCAUUCAGCGCUGGUAGCACUUGGCCGCGCGGAGUUCCACGUGCAUCGAGCGUUCCCUUCUUCGAAUUUCAUUUGGUUGGCAUUCCUUAUAACAUCAAAUGGAAUGCUGAUCACGCAGUUCGCGCUAGAAUAAGGCACUAUACAGCAAUAUGCCUACGGAUACAAAAACUGACGCGAGAGCAAAGUUUCAGCACUUAUCAGGCCCUCCUGUUCUCACGCACGCGCUUCUUCCUUUGGUGAUCAUGCUGCUCAUGCCAAACGUCGUCGUGUGCACCGUGUGCUUCGUAGUUUCUCACAGCUCGUCCACGACAAAGGCCUUCGAGUUCGGCUUCUCCAAGUUCUGGCACGAAUCCUGGGCAAGCCAAGGCUUUGCAACGCUGGAAACAUGGGCGUUUAUUGUCGCGUUUACUGUUUACAGCGGUCUCUCUCUAGUACUGAUCCCUGGUAGUACUUAUCACGGCCCACCAACGUCGUCGGGGCACAGGCCUGUGUACCGGAAGAGCGGCUUCACCUAUUACGUCAUCAGCAUGACUAUAGCCGCUUGCGUUUUGAUAGUUGUUGACGCUCCUUGCCAGGUAGCAUACAGGUGCACACCUGGAUUGGCCGUUGCGCUCGCACUGUUCGCCUUCGCAAUUCCGCUGCUUCUGUACGCGAAGGGGAGAGUGAGUCCCUCGCCAGGAGAACACGGCACAACAGGAAGCCUGGUAUUCGACUUCUACUGGGGCAUGGAGCUCUAUCCUCGCAUCGGGGAACGACUGGACAUCAAACAAUGGACGAACUGCCGCUUCGGGAUGAUGAUGUGGCAGCUGCUGGUCUUGGUCGGCUGGAAGGCUCAAGUCGAGGCGAGCGGCUGGAACUGGUGCGUGGCAUCUACGGCUCUGUUGCAGACGAUUUACAUCGCGAAGUUCUUCUGGUGGGAAGAUGGUUACAUGCAGACCAUCGACAUCACAGUGGACAGAGCAGGCUUCUACCUCUGCUGGGGAUGCGUCGGCUUCAUGGGUAUUAUGUUCCCGUUAACCAGUUUCUACAUGGUCGAGAACACUCCAGAGAACAAACCGGUUGUGGCAACCGCGACGUUUAUUGUGGGGGUUACAAUGAUAGGGCUUAACUAUUGGACAGACUACCAGAAACAAAUGGUACGAUCGACGCAGGGGAAAUGCACAGUGUGGGGGUCGCCGCCGAGGCUCAUACGGGCGAUCUAUUACGACGCAAGUGGAAAUCCGAAGAACAGCCUUCUACUGGCCUCGGGUUUCUGGUCACUUAGCCGUCACGCCAACUACAUGUUCGAAGUGCUCGUUGGCCUAUGCUGGGCACUGCCAUCUGGAGCUUCCAGCUUCGUGCCCUACUUGUACGUCUUAUUCCUUGUGGUUUUGCUGUUGCACAGAAGUUACAGAGACGAGAAGAAGUGCUAUGAAAAAUAUGGGCCGUAUUGGAAGGAGUAUUGUCGUCUAGUGAAGUAUCGAAUUGUGCCUGGUGUCUUCUAGCCUAAUUACGCAAAGAAAUGAAGAGAUAGCAUGAAACCAUUUGCAGUGUUCCCAUGCGGUCUCGUUGUUUGUUGUGUGCCCACAUUGAAGCAGUCAGACGAAAUAUCUUGUUGUGUUACCAGUCCAUCAUUUCUAAGCUCAUGGUCAGGUAAUCACAAUUUCACUCUGAUAUGCGCUCACCCUAGGUCUCACACUUAACGGCUCGUCGGUACUAGCUGUAGACGCAUGUGCCCGGGGUUAGUCAUGUGGGGAACCAAUGGUGCCACCGCACUUAACGUUAAAACCCUUUACUGUCAUCUGUUAGCAUGAAAUCGACACACUUUCCCUCUUUGAUGCCGUCCCUCCAAACCUAGCAGCGUCAAAACAAACUGACUUGAAUAACAUCGAAAAAUAAGCUGCAAUUAUACUUUUUCGUCAGCGAGAGAUGAGAUUAAGGAGCGGCUGAUUUUAUCAUUACCUGCUGUAGCGACGGAAGGCAAUAACAUAGGCGAAUUACGAUCGAAGUAGGCAGCUUGGUCAUUGCCAUUUUGUUAUGCAGUCGCGGUAACUGACGGGAACAUCCAGGUAAAAUUUGUGUAUGCGCAGUUGCGGCCGCCGGUAUCCGUAUCGGUAACGGUAACAGUAACGAAGUAACACUAUGCUAAAACACUCUUUUAAUCCCCAUCGCGUCCCAUACUGCAUUCUCAGGCAGUGCAUAUUCUCUGGAAUGAAUACACGCAAAAAAAAAAGGCAUGCGUCUACUGCCGGAAAAGCCCGGAGACCACUCAGCACAUCCUAAUGGAAUGCGAAGGUGUUCACAUUCCGUAGGUAUCCCAUACCUUCCAGAAACAAUGAAAGUGCAUAGGAGUAUCAACGGGUCACAAUUUGAGAUAAUCCAGACAAUUUUAGAGUAUUGGGGGAAUAAUAAGCCGGAGAGAGAUUCAUGUGACCGCAUUCGCUACAGACAUAGGUAGCGGCACAAGAUAGAUAUGGAAGUUUUAAGGAAGAGAAAAAAGAUUGAGAUGUAUAAACAAUGCUAUAUUGAAUAAAACAUGCGUAGCAUA